This is a messenger RNA of Oncorhynchus tshawytscha (Chinook salmon), 3785 nucleotides long. RefSeq names its product BTB/POZ domain-containing protein KCTD12-like. NCBI's taxonomy places the organism in Eukaryota, Metazoa, Chordata, Actinopteri, Salmoniformes, Salmonidae. The record is from RefSeq and is a predicted model, not a curated record. The transcript has a single exon. Gene Ontology annotation, biological process: protein homooligomerization; regulation of G protein-coupled receptor signaling pathway. Gene Ontology annotation, molecular function: protein binding. The coding region runs from base 1754 to 2605 and encodes 283 amino acids.
GUAACCUAGUGGUAGGAGAGGCGAGUGCAUGUAGCCUAGUGGUAAGAGAGGCGAGCGCAUGUAGCCUAGUGGUAGGAGAUGCGAGCCAGCAGCAGGAGGGUUACGUGUUCUAAUCCCGGGUCAGACAGGAAAAGUCGGGAAGUGAGCAGGCUACCAAAGGGUUGCUGGUAUCAAAUCCUAGCUUCCAUUGCUUGCUUUUGUGCCCUUGAACAAGGCACUUAACCCCCCCACUACAACAGCUCCCUGGGCACCCAGUCUGGCAGCCCCCGCACCUCUCCUCCAAAAAAACGGUAUAUGUGUGUGUCUUUCAGAGGGGUUGGGUUAAUAGCGGAAGUCAAAUUUUGGUUGGACCUUGUGUGCAAUCGACCAAUAAAGUGAUCUUAGUUACAAUGCAAUUUAGAUGGUUUUUUUUAAUUGAUUUGGAAUUCAAAUUAUAUCUAACGUUUUUACGGAGUGCUCAAUGUUUUGUAUUUAAUCUUGGGUAUUUGCCAUUGUUGUAGUUGUAGUUAUAUCCGUUAGGUGUCGCUGUUGUCCUGUUUUAUUAUAGGGAUCUGAGUUUUAUUAUAAGGGCCGUUAAUGACAAUUCUAAUCACUCCUAGUUGGUCAUUUACACCCCUGUUUACUAUACUAUUCACAGUUGAUGUUCAAAAAAUGACAAAUUAAUUGAAAUUGAGAUUGCAAAAAUCAAAUUGACAUCUCAAUUGCUUUGCUAUAUGGCUCAUGACAGAAAUGACAUGACACCAAAUUAUGAAUCAUCUCCGUAAUUCCAUUUGAUGAAUCAUCUAAACAAUCACAGAUCUGCCUUUGUGUUUAUAGCCGUAAGUGAAACUGUUAGUUUUGCAUAAUAUAAACACUGACCCGGACUGGGGCAAAGCUAGAGCGCGUCACCGGCAGGUAGGUGGGGUUUAACGGGGCUGAUUAUUUACACUACUUUUUGCAGCAGCAAAGCUCUCCGGGAUGGCAUAAGAGAGUGGCUAUUACUACGGGAGGAGAAAACCUACCGAAUGAAAGACAGAUAGCGUCGUCCCCUCGGCGAUGGCACGACUAGAGUUGUUUUUGUUCACGUCUCUAGCUCGCAUUUCGUCUGGGAAUUCUGCUUCCUUUAUUGGCUAUUCCUGAUCCGUACUCCAACCGACACCUCCAAUUAUGGAUUGUACUGAAGUUCCACCUUUUGUAUUUUUGCGUCAAGACAAUCGGGCGAAAUAAGAGGAACCGAUCAAGGACUGCUGUGGGCUAUUAUCCAUUCAGGACUGUUCUCCAUGUAUAGACAAGACUCGUUGAGAAUAGCAAGUGUGAACGGAUUUUGGUAGGCUAUUUUGUUUUAAUCCUCGGGUGCAAUAUUCGGGAUAUUCCAUUGGUUUAUGCGUAAAGGACAUGGGCACAAUGUGUUUUAGCUACCUGUGGUUAGAAUAGAUGCCUUCGUGUUGUCAAGUUUUGCUAUUAACGGUCUGAAAUGAUAUAACUGCAGGUUAGGUGAUUGCUUUGCUCUUUUAGGAAUAGUGCGCUGCUGUAGUUAAGCCCUUUUUUAUCAGCUGAUCACCUUUAGGGUUUCAGAAAUACCCUUUUGUUCAUUUUGACAACAUAAAACUCAUUUUUUUAAAUUCAAAUGUAUUUCAUAUGAACGCAAGUAACCUAUUCUGAGCUGCUGUGUCCAGUUGUAGGCUAUAACUUGGAAACAAAUCUCCCCACCUCACUAGCAAGGUGACAGUAGGAGUAGGGUUGCAGAGUUCUCUGUAACAGAACGACCAUAGCCAUGGCUCUGCCCGAUAACACCCCCAGCAUUCCUUUAGGGGAAGCAGUCAUCUUCCCUGAGAUAGUAGAGCUGAACGUGGGCGGCCAGGUGUACAUCACUCGCUACUCAACCCUCGUCAGCGUACCAGACUCUCUCCUGUGGGAGAUGUUUAGCAGGAAAACCACCAAAGGGCUGGCGAGAGACACCAAGGGCCGUUUCUUCCUGGACAGGGAUGGUUUCCUGUUCCGGUAUAUUCUGGACUACAUGAGAGAUCAGCAGCUGGUGCUCCCUGACCACUUCCCAGAGCGGGGUCGCCUGCAGCGGGAGGCUGAGUUCUUCAACCUACCUGAGCUCAUAAAGAUCCUGGCGCCCAAACUCAGCAAGCAGAACUCGCUGGGCGACGAGGGGUGUCAGAGCGACCCGGAGGACUCCUCGCCGGGCAUCGACACCGGGCGCAACCUGGCCUCGCUGGGCACUGCCGCCUGCGCCAGUCUGGUCCCCAGUGGAGACGGUAAACGCUCGGGAUUCAUCACCAUCGGUUAUCGCGGCUCCUAUACAUUGGGGCGCGACAGUCAGUCCGACGCCAAGUUCAGACGUGUUGCUCGUAUUAUGGUCUGUGGCAAGACGUCGCUGGCUAAAGAGGUGUUUGGGGAGACGCUGAACGAGAGCCGUGACCCGGACCGGCCCCCAGAGCGCUACACGUCACGCUACUACCUCAAAUUCACCUUCCUGGAGCAGGCCUUUGACAAGCUGGCAGACGCCGGGUUUCACAUGGUGGCCUGUAACUCCACGGGGACCUGCGCCUUCGCUCACGAGCAGACGGACGACAAGAUCUGGACCAGCUACACUGAAUACGUGUUCUACCGUGAGUGAGGUCAUCAUCAGCCCUGGUCCCCGGUCCACCUAGUGGUCCCCAGCAUCUAGCCUCCUCUCCCCUCGUCUCCCUGUAUCCAGCCCUGGGUCCCCUCGUCUCCCUGUAUCCAGCCCUGGGCCCCCUCGUCUCCCUGGAUCCCCUCACCUCCCUGUAUCCAGCCCUGGAUCCCCUCGUCUCCCUGUAUCCAGCCCUGGAUCCCCUCGUCUCCCUGUAUCCAGCCAUGGGUCCCCUCGUCUCCCUGUAUCCGGCCCUGGAUCCCCUCGUCUCCCUGUAUCCAGUCCUGGAUCCCCUUGUCUCCCUGUAUCCAGCCCUGGGCCCCCUUGCAUCCCUGGAUCCAUCAAUUAUUCCCUUGCCUCCUGGACCCCUGCCCCCAGCCCCUGCCCCCUGGCUCUUUGGCCCCCUUAAUGCUCCCUAGCCCCCAGCCCUGGAUUCCUGCUUCAAGCACCCCUGGCCCCAAUCUCCAUGGGCCCUGCCUCCAACCAGCCGUCCCCUCUCUCCAUAUUUCUCUCUCACCCAUCAGCUGUAAUCCUUACCACCUCUGCGGUCCCCUCUCCUGAUCCAGCUAUAACCCAACCAUUGCCCCAGCACCAAGCCUCAGAGACCUGACCACAGCCCCCCUAACCAUCCUACAGAGACUGCUCCCCCCUCCCCACCCUCCGUGUACUGUCCUUCCUCUUGUAUAUAGUAUCUGCCUUGGUGAAGCACAAUGCUGUGUGUAAAAGAGCUUGUUUAGUCCAGUUCAGGUCCUGCCUGGUCUGUACCUUUAGCAGGCUGGAGGGGCCAAUCGGAAAAGGGCCUAGAUUGAAGUACUAUUUUGUUCUGAAUCUCUCCAACAGACCCUCCUACUCCUCUGAACUAAAAUGGCCAAAUAAUGUGACAUCUAAGCAGCCUAGAGGAAUGAGAGAGAGAGAGUGGCCAGCCGGGCACAAACAAGAGCAAAGUGUCACACAAAACGAAAGUCUUUCAUUUCCUUCUUCCCCUCUUCUUAUUUUCCUUAUAUGUCUGAGACCAAACUGUUGGGAAAGGGGCUGUUCACUUUCACCAUUCAAAUGGGGUGGCAGGUUGCCUAGUGGUUAGAGUGUAGAGGCGGCAGGUUGCCUAGUGGUUAGACUGUAGAGGCGGCAGGUUGCCUAGUGGUUAGACUGUAGAGGCGGCAGGUUGCCUAGUGGUUAGACUGUA